AUGACGAGAACUACGAUGCGAGAUCAUCGCCAUCGAGCCCGUGGUGCUCCGUCAGCAUCAGCCGCCCACCUAUAUCCCGACGGUGAUACUAGGCUUGCCGUCCAAAAUAUUCUGGCUUUGCUACCACCACCAGCGACGUCGCAUGCCCUGCUGGCUGCGAUGCUGUUGAACGGCCUUCCGAAGUUCCGCGAACUCGUUGGCGCUGCCGAUUCAACGACUGACGCAUGGACUUCUUGGAAUCCGUCGAUGUUGCCUACAGAACCGCUUUUCGGAAUGGCAGCUAUCGACAAAGGGACAUUCAGAAUAGGAGAAAAUGAAAAGUUAAGGAAUGAGCGUCUGUCAUCGCUCAAUUCUUAA
Messenger RNA from Haemonchus placei, 357 nucleotides. The record is from the annotation of a GenBank genome assembly. NCBI's taxonomy places the organism in Eukaryota, Metazoa, Nematoda, Chromadorea, Rhabditida, Trichostrongylidae.